AUGAUCAGAACAUCAUCUAUAUUAAAAAACUGUAACUAUAGAUACAUACAUUGCAUCCAUAGAUGCUUGCUGAAUGAAGCCAAUUUGAAAGAUAGAAAAACUCACAACGUAGAAAGAGUUUCAAAUGAAAAGACAUUUGAACAAGCUCUCGAAGAGGAACGUAAGGUAUUUGGAGAACUAUUCGAAGCUGGAGCAAGGGUUGAAAACAUGAGGCACACUAAUGCUAGCAAAAUAAUUGACAAGUAUUACAAUGGGCUACAGGACAACUCCGAGGGAACUAGUGUAAAAAAAGAAAAAAUUGUUUUUAACCACAGUCAAAGAGCUCAAAGGAAGCUUCCAAAUAAGGACCAUGAAUUCCUGAAGGAAACAGCAGGCAAUGACUAUGUCUACGAACGGGCAGAACCUUCUGCUAUUAGCACUAAAACGAUAAGUGAGCAGACAAGAACUUUGCUGGAAAAGAUAUUUGACGAAGAUAAUAGCAUUAAUAAAAGCAACAGAGAAUUGCUGAAUCUUAAUCUGCGCAAGGGCUCGGGAAUGGAAGCUUUGAGGCAGCCAGUUGCACAUUCCAACGUCAAAUUUAGCGAGGAAGUGAUGCAAGAAAUUGGUAAUAAGAUUCGGUACCAAACCACACUGGAUCAGGUUUUAGAACCUCACAUUGACUACUUGAGGGAAGCUGUUAAAAGUGAUUACGAUCUUUUAAGAUACCUAAAGCAAUCACUAGACAUUUACAAGAAAAGGAACAAAGACCUAGAGUUAAAGAUGAAUGCAGAAUCUUCAAACAUUUUCGAAGACAUUAGAAGUGCGUGUAUAAAUAAACCGGCAGAACUACCGAAACCGCUUGCAAUGACUUUACCAUAUAUUAUAGUCAAAUCGCUUAGAUUAGGUGACUUUGAUUUCCCGGCAGACAGAAAGUACACAUUGAUCUCCUAUGUUUAUAAUGAAUGUAAAAACAACAUGGACGCUUCACUGUACCUAACAAUUUGUAAUGUUGAUUUCUACAAUUUGCUGGUUCAGCUAUUGUGGGAAAACUUCCAGGAGAUUCGCUACUUGAGACGUGUGGUUACCGAGAUGAGCGUUAAUGGUGUCAUCGGAAAUAUUGAAACCGUGGAUAUAUUGGAUAAGAUUGUCAAAGAAAUGAGAAGUUUAAAUGAGGAUGUCUUUCUUGAAGCAGGAGAACAGCUCAGUGCAGAUGAGGAAGUUUCGUCCAGCGCAAAUAAAAUAGUGAAUGUAGGUGUUUUAUGGAAUAAAGACACGAAUAAUGACUUACUAAUUGUUGAAAAUUAUCUCAAAAGCCUCAAAAAAAAUUUAACUAGAGACAGGUAG
This is a messenger RNA of Saccharomyces cerevisiae S288C, 1323 nucleotides long. RefSeq names its product Mtf2p (gene MTF2). Gene Ontology annotation, cellular component: mitochondrion; mitochondrial matrix. NCBI's taxonomy places the organism in Eukaryota, Fungi, Ascomycota, Saccharomycetes, Saccharomycetales, Saccharomycetaceae. The record is from RefSeq and is marked reviewed. The transcript has a single exon. Bases 1 to 1323 code for a protein of 440 amino acids.